AUGAUAUUUGCUUUUCGUCAUGAUUUGUCUUACAGUGUAACAUCAGUGGCUUAUUAUGUACAUCGAAUUGGACGAAUAAAUGAUCUUUUUAAAUUACAUAUUAGUAGAAAUGAAUAUGGUUUAUUUCAAUUAGACGUGAAUAAUUGUUUUAUCGAUUUUUGUUUAAAAGAUAUUGAAGGAAAUCUACUUCCACAUAAAACUGAACAAAAUUAUAAUGAAUUAAAGAAAAUGGCUGAAGAUUUACAACAACGUCUUGAACAAUGUCAAAAAGAAAAUGAUGAAAUGAAAAAAACAAUUGCAACACUUGAAAAAAACAUGCGUGAUAAACAAAAUAAAGAUAUUAUUCCUUGUUCCACAGCUCAUGAGGAUCAAGGAGAGGCGCACAUUACAAUGACAGAAGACUUUGAUCAAGUAAAUCUCAAGUCCCACGAUAGUCAAGAUUAUACUAUUCAUCGUCCUAUUCUUGAUACACAUACAUCAAAUGAACAAAAUCCUUUAUUAACUGCAUCUGUACAAAUUCCUAAAGAAGAAUUUGGUGAUUUUGGUUUAUAUAAUGCUAAAAUUAAUAUUGAAUUAAAAAUGAAUCAUGAUGUUGAAGUUAAUCGUGCUAGUUAUAUGCCACAAAAUUCAUCAUUUAUUGCAACAAACUCUUCAUCAGCUGUUGUAUUAAUAGGAUGUGGAGCUGCAAGUGCAACAAAAUCCGGACCAACAGCAGCACAACCUGCUUCAACUAACAAAACACGAAUUCACGUUAUUUACUAUUCAAUGUACGGUCAUAUCGCAACAAUGGCUAAAUCUGUUGUGAAAGGUGUUCAAGCAGCUGGUGCUGAAGUUAGUCUAAUGCAAAUACCUGAAACAUUAUCACAAGAGGUUUUAAAUAAAAUGCAUGCACCAGAAAAAGAUAAAAGUGUACCAACAAUAACAUUUGGUGAAGUUGGCGAAAAUACAGUAGGAUUAGAAGAUGCAUUAACGAAUUGUGAUGGUAUUUUAUUGGGUAUGCCAACUCGUUUUGGUGGUAUGCCAGCUCAAGUUAAAGCUUUCUGGGAUGCUACCGGUGGAUUAUGGAUGAAAGGCGGAUUAGUUGGUAAACCAAUUGGUGUGUUCUUUUCAACCGGUACACAAGCUGGCGGACAAGAAACAACGGCAUUAACAUCAUUAACAAAUUUUGUUCAUCAUGGUAUGAUUUUUGUACCAAUUGGUUAUUCAUGUCCCCUUCAAACAAAUAUGAGUGAAAUCCAUGGUGGUAGUCCAUACGGUGCCGGUACUCUUGCUAGUUCUGAUGGAUCACGUCAACCAACUCAACUUGAAUUACAAAAAGCUGAGUAUCAAGGAACAUAUUUUACACAAGUAGCAACCGCAUUAAAGAUUGGUCGGGCUGCAUUACCACCAAAAGAUGCUACUACACCUGAUUCAAAACAAGAUGCUGAACAAUCAAAAACUGAGCGACUGCCAUCAGCAAAAAAAUAA
Rotaria sp. Silwood1 is the source of this 1467-nucleotide messenger RNA. The record is from the annotation of a GenBank genome assembly. Lineage: Eukaryota; Metazoa; Rotifera; Eurotatoria; Philodinida; Philodinidae.